GGCCUUUCAGUUUUGGAUCUUUCUUGGAGGCUGAGGUAAGAGAAACCAAAACAGAACCAUGGUUGUCAGCCUAUAGUUAGUGCCUUGUAGCAUCCACAAUCAAUCCCGACCUUGUUUCUCUCGCUGGCUACCGGUACUGUAGCCAUCAAGAUGGAGAUUCUUCGGCUCCUGUCUUCGUCCCUUUUGCUACUACUAGGAUUGAACUUGAAUUCAGUUGGAGCGUUUGUUCCACAUCCAACGAAUCAUCGAGGACAGCUUGGCGCUGUGGAGGCAACGCCUGUAGAGGAAGAUGGUGAUCCCAACAGUGUUUCGAGGCGACAGGCCGCAGAGCUGACGUUUGCGGCUGUUGGAUUGGGAAUCUCGUUUCUUGGUACCAGAGAAGUGGAUCCUCAAGACUAUGGACUCUGGGGAAUUCUUCCCGUUGGAACCUACAAAAAGAAAAAGACCAUUCGAGAGACGAUUGUACCCGGAAAACUAUGGACAUUCGACCAAAAAUUUGGUAUUCUGGAUGUACAGGUUCCCCUGCGCAUGACCAUUGUCAAGCUAUCGGAUGGAGGCCUCUUUGUCUAUGAUCCCAUUGCGGCUACUGCUGAAUGUCUGGAAUUGGUCAAUGAAAUUGUAAAGGAACAUGGUCCAAUCCGUCACAUUGUGUUGGGAUCAGUGGCAUUGGAACACAAAGCUUAUUCUGGCGUCUUUGCACAAAAGUUUCCGGAGGCUACCAUUUGGCUGCAAAAGGGUCAAUACUCCUUUCCAAGCAAUCUGCCAGACUCCUUUUUGGGUUUCCCUGUCGGUCGGACCAAAUCUAUGCCGUCUAGCCCCGAAGAAGCACCACCAGAGUGGAACAAAGACUUUGAUUUCCUUUCACUGGGACCGUUCAUAAGUCGAGAUGGAGCUUUUGGGGAGACUGUUUUCUUUCACCGAGACACGAAAACGCUUUUGGUGACAGACACUACGGUCGAGGUCAAUGAAGAAGUGCCUCCAAUCUACGACUCCGAUCCAGCCCCACUGAUCUAUCAUGCCCGCGAUACG
Molecule: messenger RNA, 1029 nt
Organism: Seminavis robusta
Lineage: Eukaryota; Bacillariophyta; Bacillariophyceae; Naviculales; Naviculaceae
Source: the annotation of a GenBank genome assembly